AUGAUGGCCGGGAAGAAGACCGCUCUCGUCUUCGGCGCUAGUGGCGUCUCUGGCUGGUCCUUUGUCAACGAGGUCUUACACGACUAUCCCCAGGAGGGUGUCUGGGAUGGCUGCAUCGCAUUGACGAAUAGGCCGCUGGAUCACCAGAAGACGCUGUGGCCUAAGGAUGAGAGACUAUCUCUGGUUUCAGGUGUUGACUUGUUGAAAGGCAGCCAAGAUGACCUGAAUCGGGUGAUGAAAGAAAAGGUUCUGUGGGUUGGCCAGAUAACCCACGUCUUCUAUCUUGCAUACAAGGCUCAUACGGAUCUCAACUAUGAAGCCGAGUGUGAGGAAAACAUCGAGAUGUUCAAGAGAGCUGUCAUCGCUGUGGAUACUCUUUCACCGGCGCUCGAGUUUGUAGUCUUGCAGACGGGCGCUAAAUCUUACGGCUGUCACCUCCUCCGUGACAGACCGAGCAACAUGGUCCCACCGCUGGCAGAGACGUUGCCAAGACUGAGUCCGCCGCAUGACGCAGGUCUCUUCUACUACCCGCAGGUGGACUGGAUCUCCGAGUACUCGAAGAAUAAGUCUUGGUCAUGGUGUGAAACGAGACCUGAUAUUGUAGUCGGUUUCGUGCCGAACGGGAACUGGUACUCCCUCGGUACCGUCUUGGGCAUCUUCUUCAGCCUUUUCCUACAUGUACACGGCCUUGGUGCUGAAUGUCCGUUUCCUGGAUCCCAAGACAGUUGGAAUGCGCUUAGUAUCGACGCCUCAGCCGACAUGAUUGCAAGACAGACCAUUCAUCUGUCCACAACAGCCGUCCUACGUAUCAAGAAAGGCGAUGCUUUCAACGUCGGAGAUGCGAAAACGCCGUCAUGCUGGCGAGAAAAGUGGCCGAUUCUAUGCGAAUAUUUUGGCCUAAAAGGAGUGAAGCGCGAGCAAGAUAACCCAAUCGAAGUGCGAAGUUUUAUCCGAGAGAACUUGUCGAAAUGGGAGGAGUUGGAGGAUAAGCAUGGACUUGAGAAAGGGCAUGCCGACAACCCUAAGAUUUAUCCUGGAUUCGAGUAUUUUCUCAUAACGCAGUUCGAUACAGAUCGACAUUACGACAUGUCGAAGAUGUACGGUACUGGCUUUGGCGAGGAGUCGUCAACAAUUGAGGCUUGGGGGAAGGUGUUUGACAGGAUGAGGGAUGCUAAGAUCAUCCCUUCGGCCCUAGGAUGA
Molecule: messenger RNA, 1200 nt
Organism: Colletotrichum truncatum
Lineage: Eukaryota; Fungi; Ascomycota; Sordariomycetes; Glomerellales; Glomerellaceae
Product: sirq protein
Source: RefSeq, a predicted model, not a curated record